AUGCGCGCUUUCUGGGCCAGCACAAUAUCUUUCUUCCUUGCCUUCCUGGGCUGGUUUGCCUUGGCGCCUUUAGGCCUCGAAGUUGCGACCAGCAUGGGGACGUGCGAAAACCAGCUCUUCCCUCCCACGGACUUCCCAACACGACCAGCCUACCUGAAGUUCAAGAACUUGAAGAGUGGGCUGAGCUAUUGCCAGUAUGGGGUGGUCAAGGAGAACGGCAAACCGAUCGAUUGCCAAGACGUCCCCGGAGAUGUGGUGAGCGGCGCCGGCUCAACCGCUGAGGAGAAGGAGAAGUACAGGCCCCAGGUGCUGGCAAAGUGCGUGUGCACCCCAGGCACAGAGUGCAAGUCGGUGAUAGCGAACGCUGGCGUGGCCUCGGUUGCCUCUACCAUCUUCGUGAGGGUAGCCUUGGGGACGCUCCUAGAGCGCUUUGGCCCCGUGAACGUUCAGUGCGGCUUGAUGUCCUUCGGGGCUUUCUGGGUGGCCAUGGCCGCCGCGAUUACGGCUCCCUGGAACUACACGCUGAUCCGCUUCUUCAUAGGCCAACGGGAGUGGAAUAGUAUUUUGUAG
Messenger RNA from Symbiodinium sp. CCMP2592, 570 nucleotides. Lineage: Eukaryota; Dinophyceae; Suessiales; Symbiodiniaceae. The record is from the annotation of a GenBank genome assembly.